This is a messenger RNA of Triticum aestivum (bread wheat), 1932 nucleotides long. RefSeq lists its product as uncharacterized. Lineage: Eukaryota; Viridiplantae; Streptophyta; Magnoliopsida; Poales; Poaceae. The transcript has 3 exons. The record is from RefSeq and is a predicted model, not a curated record. Bases 1058 to 1912 code for a protein of 284 amino acids.
ACUGAUAGGUGCGACCGUCGACUUGUGUGUUCGAUCGAACAAGCCGGCGGCUGGUUGCUUCGUACGUGCCUGCUUUGUGCCUGCAUGUCCUAGCUACGUACGUCAAGAAGAAACGAUCCACCUGUGCACUAGCGUAUUUGUGUAGGAUUCUCCAAGGGUUUCUUUUUCCUUUGUGCGAAUAACCGCGCGUCUAGCGGCGGCGGAAACAAAGAGCGGCGGCCGGUGGGUCGAUCUUGUCCGAGAUGGAAUCCAGGAAAGAUCAAUCUGACGAGUUAUCGACGCUGAUACAGGAUAUCAUCUCGCUGGAGAGGGAGCGCAAAGACUUGCUUGGGUCCCUUACUCCCACGAUUUCUCGCUGGGAGGAUAUCCUCUCUGGAACAACAACAUGGGCCGACAACACAAUGUCCGUUCCUGUACACAAGAAGAACACGGACUCGCCGCAGGUUAGAGACGACGAGAAAGAACUCGUCGAUUCCAUCCUCCAAGACACGGAGGACCUGGGCCACCGGCUGCUAUCCAUGUCACAAUAUCUUUGGAUUUCCCAUGCCCGCAUCUCCUUGUACACGGCCGAUGAGCUGGUUACCACAACAUCCAGAUUAAAGAAAAUCUCCAAGGAUUUCUACAAGGCUACCGAGGAGGCGGCAGAGGAGAAGAGGAAGGAAGAUAAGGAGAGGGAUAGGGAGAUGAUGCUGACCCACGAAUUCUUGUGUCUCUCCUCCAGUGUCCUGGCUAGACCCAACCUUUACAAGAAUGAGUUGGCGAUGAUGUUUACGGUAGAGGAUGAGGAGGAGUAUGAGAGGGUGAUGGAGGCGGAGAGGGAGAUGGAGAGGCAGAGGGAGAACUGCAAGCGGCGGAGAAGAAAGAAGAGGCCCCCGAAGAAGCCUCCGAUUGUGGAGGUGGAGCACGCUGCUGACGAGCAGGAAACGAAAUCACAAACGGACCAACUCAAAGAGUGGAUGGAUGAUGAGCUGGAAUUUUUCGCAGGCCACCGUAGCACCUGGGAACGCUCUAGUGGGGACGGUGCGGCGGCUUCGAAGAUAAAACCACAUUGAGUCCUAUGCAGUUUACGCACUGCAUACCCGGUAUCAUCCCGCCCCGUGCCGCUGUCACUGGGAGCACAUUGCAGAUCUACUCCUUCAAAAUUGUUGAACUAAGUGAUGACCUCAAAUGGCCACUCAGGGUGUAUGGUGUGGUCGCUGCCCGAGACACCGUGGACCGCAACCGCAACCUUCUCUUCGCUCGGUCAAGGAUUAGGUGCCAAGUACUCACUCAAGAUGACUCUUAUCUGCGCUUGACUGGCCCUUCUCGUGCAAUUCUAGCUGUGGACUAUGUUGACUUUGAAGUCGAACUAAAAGUACGUGAUGGAGAUGAUGAGCUCAAAGAUACACAGUUGAUGUGUGCCGUCAACCGUUAUGAUGGCAACCGUUAUGAUGAAGCAGAUGACAACGGUGAGCACCGACCUUUACCGUUCGAUAGUCCCUUCUGUAGAGCAGAGUUGAGGUUUGAGAGGCUUCUUACAACGGUUCAAGCCACUAUUUUAUCCAUUCGUUUUAUUGGAGAGGAGUUUCCUUUCAAAUUCGGUGGCCAGGUUGCCUGUGUUAUUGAUGGCACACGUGAGAAGGUUGUUUUGUUUCAUUCCAUUGAAGAACAUGAAGUAGAUCUAGAUGGUUAUGUUCCUUUGUCAAGGAAAGUCGUUUCGGUAGAUAUUAGAGGAGGGUUGGAUGUUGUGGUAGAAGCCUACGGGCGUUCUGGCUCUACAUCUGGUCAUUUCUACUUCCCUUCCAAGUAUUGCAACACAAGUCAGGGUAGAUUUUCCGUCUGUGGUUCUGAGGUGGAGAUUACCGUUGCUUGGUCCCGGCUUGUGGGGGACAAGAUGGCGAUGUUGAUUGAGGGAUACACUACUCAGGUGUAGUGUGCUAUCUGCGAUCAGGA